Molecule: messenger RNA, 1002 nt
Organism: Selaginella moellendorffii
Lineage: Eukaryota; Viridiplantae; Streptophyta; Lycopodiopsida; Selaginellales; Selaginellaceae
Product: pentatricopeptide repeat-containing protein At4g02750
Exons: 1
Coding region: 1-1002 (333 amino acids)
Molecular function (GO): protein binding
Source: RefSeq, a predicted model, not a curated record
AUGCCCAUCUGUGAUCUCGUUACCUGCAAUGCUAUGAUCCAGGCGUGUUCCCUAAACGGGCAAAUCGAUCGGGCAAGAGAUCUCUUCCAGGCCAUGAAUCACAGAAGUAUCGUGUCAUUCACUACAAUGAUUCAAGCUUUGUCUCAGAUCGGCCAAAUUCGAGAUGCGGAGGAGAUAUUUCUGAGAAUGCCGGAGUGUGAUCCAAUCGCGUGGAGAGCAAUGCUUCAAGGAUUUGUCCAGAGCGGACACCAAGAACGAGCGAUUGAAAUGCUUGAAUCAAGAAAACAAGAGGAUCCAUCUUCUUGUACGAUCUUAAUUGUAGAGUACGGCAGAAACUAUCAGCUAGACGAGGCUAGAAUUUUGUACGAAAAGAUGCCAGCGAAAGAUUUGGUGGCCACAAAUGCUUUGCUCGCAGCAUAUUGCAGGAAUGGUUAUAUAGAUUUAGCAAAGCUUCUUUUCGGUAGAAUGGAACAAAAAGACUUAUUUUCCUGGAACACAAUGAUCCAAAACCAUGACAUAGAUUUAGCAGUCUUAAUGUUUGACAGCAUGCCAGAGAGAAAUCUUGUGUCAUGGAAUUCUAUGCUUGCCGCAUAUGCCCAUCAAGGGCAUCUAAGGGAGUUACAAAGAGAAAUUGAUUCCCUGGUUUGUGAUUUUUCUCUUGAGGGCGUCAAGCCUGACGAGGCAACUUUUCACUCUGGAAUUGUGGGAUGCAACCAUGCCGGAAUGGUUCGAGAGUGUUGCAAGUGUUUCAAAUUGAUGAAUUUGGAGCAUGGAAUAUCUCCUCAGAAGGAGCAUUUCUGUGUCGUGGUUGACGUGUUAUGCAAGUCUGGACAGCUGAAUCAUGCUCAGGAUCUUCUCCAAAACAUGCCAUUUGUGCCAGAUUCAGCCGUUAAGACUGCAUUCUUGUGUGCAGCUGGUGUUCAUCAUGCAAUUCGGACGAAGAAUCUGGACGUUGACCACCAUGAUUCUGGAUCAUGGUUGGCUUUAGCAAAUUCUUUCUAG